Prunus mume (Japanese apricot) is the source of this 2151-nucleotide messenger RNA. RefSeq names its product Protein kinase superfamily protein. Lineage: Eukaryota; Viridiplantae; Streptophyta; Magnoliopsida; Rosales; Rosaceae. Gene Ontology annotation, molecular function: ATP binding; protein kinase activity. Gene Ontology annotation, biological process: protein phosphorylation. The record is from RefSeq and is a predicted model, not a curated record.
UCCAAACCAAUCAUAAAACCAUGAAAACCCCUUUCUAAACGCCAAUGGAGUUGCUUGCUACCAUCAAUUAUCAAAGCACCCCCCAAACGCAACAAGAGAGAUUAGAGCACUUUUCUCUUUUCCUAAUUUUAUAAUAGACACAUCGUCAGCAAAGCGAGCCUUACAAACCAAGCAAUUAUAAACCUUCCACUUGAGUCACCAGCACUGUACAGUAUUCACUUGUGUUUUCCUCAGCCAGACGUUUCACAGAUAUAUCGACUUUUCACUUCUCAGUUCCAAAUCUGAAGCCGAACCCAUUGAACCAUUCCUUGGUUACAUGCUAAUUACCAUGUCUAUAUGAUUAGAAAUUGUGGGAUUAUAAUCAAAAACCGAAACUAGAGAGAAAACCCAACCCAACAACGGUAACAACGAGAAAAGCCGCAUAGCUAUGCUUCCUCUGCCUCCCUUUGAUCUCAAAGAUGUUCAGCAAAAGCUCGCCACGCAUUUCAGGCCUUGGCAACGCUCCUUUCAGUUCUGGGCUCGAGCUGUUGAUAUCUACACUGGCUACAAGGUGUUUCAGCUUCGAGUGAUUUUGGUGAAGGAUGUGAAGAAACAAGAGGAAAUGUGGGAAAGGCAGCAUGAAGUUGCCGCUGAGAAGAUAUAUGCUAUGUGCUCAGACCUCGGCGGUUUCUUCCUCAAGGUUGCCCAAAUUAUCGGGAAGCCCGACUUGGCCCCAGCGGCAUGGGUGAAAAGGCUUGUUACGUUGUGUGAUCAUGCUCCUGCAACCCCAUUUGAUGCUGUUCAGCUUAUGCUGGAGAUGGAGUUGGGUCGAAAUGUUGGUGAGGUGUUUGACAGAUUCGAUGUGGAUCCUCUAGGCUCUGCUUCAAUUGCACAGGUUCACCGAGCAAGAUUGAGAGGUGAUAAGACUGAUGUCGUUGUCAAGGUGCAACAUCCUGGAGUUCAGGAUCUAAUGAUGACAGAUAUUCGUAACUUGCAAGCUUUUGCUUUAUGCAUACAAAAGACAGAUAUCAAAUUUGAUCUAUACUCUGUAACUAAGGAAAUGGAGAAACAGAUUGGUUAUGAAUUUGACUUCAUGAGGGAGGCUAAUGCUAUGGAAAAAAUUAGACGUUUUUUGUAUGAGAAUAACAAAAAGAGUCCUGUUUUGGUGCCAAGACUGAUGCGAGAUAUAGUCACUAGGAGAGUCUUAGUUAUGGAAUAUAUCGAUGGAGUUCCAAUCCUGAAUCUUGGUGCUGAAAUUGCGAAAAGAGGAAUAAAUCCUGGUGGUAAGAUUGCAGAGGCUGCAAAGCAGAAAAUCCUCCAAAGUUUGACACUAGCAUAUGGACAAAUGAUUUUGAAGUCAGGUUUCUUCCAUGCAGAUCCUCAUCCAGGAAAUAUCCUAAUCUGUAAAGGCUCAGAGGUUGCGUUGCUGGACUAUGGCCAAGUGAAAGAUCUACCAGAUGAGUUGAGACUUGGUUAUGCAAACCUUGUUCUCGCCAUUGCUGAUGGUGACCCUAUUAGAGCAUCAGAGAGCUACAGGGAGCUUGGCAUAGGAACCUUAAGCAAAUGUGAAAAUGAACAGCAUGAAUUGUUAAAGUUGGCAGAGACAAUGUUUGACACGAAAUUACCCCCUGGAGUGACAAUGCUGCAGCCAUUUUCUGAGGAAUCUUCAAUUAAAAAAAUUGCAGUUGAGGCUUUCCCAGAAGAAUUGUUUUCUGUACUUCGGACAGUGCAUCUGCUGAGAGGACUUAGUGUUGGUUUGGGAAUCAACUACUCAUGUGCUGAACAAUGGAGGCCCAUUGCAGAAGAAGCUUUGUUUCGUGCUGGGAGGUUAACAGGUAAGGCUGUCAAGGCUAGAGGUCGUAGGCGGGGUUUAUCAAGGUUAUUUUGGAGAGACUGAUUAUCUUGUAAGAAGAGGUAGCUUUUUGCUGAUCAGGAGGAACCUUCUUUGCUUCCAAAAUUGGUUUUAGUGAUGAGUAGUUUUCUAAUUGUCCGAUUAAUGUUAAACCUGGAGAAGGAAACUUCAGGUCAUCGACGGGCAUAUAUUCUUUCCUUUUGGCAUCGUUUUAUUUCGCCACAAGUUGUUCAAUUUCUUUGAGCUAGUGCUGUUUGCUGUUUUAAGAUGUUUAAAAAAAAAUCUCAGUUGGCUUAUUAUAACGAGAAUGAUUAGAAUGG